Molecule: messenger RNA, 686 nt
Organism: Pyrus x bretschneideri (Chinese white pear)
Lineage: Eukaryota; Viridiplantae; Streptophyta; Magnoliopsida; Rosales; Rosaceae
Exons: 3
Coding region: 27-344 (105 amino acids)
Source: RefSeq, a predicted model, not a curated record
AACAAAUACUCCUACGGCGCCGUUUCAUGACCUAUAUGAGAUUGCACCGUACAUUUGCCCUUUUACCGCCAAGUCCUUGUCCGACCCGCAUUACGCUCCGAAAGUCCUCUCACCUCCUCGGCCCCAAAUUCCUGCAGAUAGCGUGGUCAAUAGACGUUACUACAUUCCGUGUGGAGGAUUUUAAGAGGAAUUCGAGUAGUUGGCGGCUUUUGGAACUUGGGCUCGGAGACGGCCGUGGUGAGGUAGCAGCUGAGGAGUAUUCUCAUAUCCCGGCAACCGCAGACGACGUCGUUCUUGGAACUAAGGAACAACUUUACGAUCUUACAAACAACUUCCGUCGAUAGUUUUGGAGAAUCCGACAGAAGACUAUUUUCUGAUUGCGCAAAUAGUUCAUCGACUGCAAAGGUACUAGAAAGGGUAGCAGUUCUUCUACUAAAACGUACGGUCAGUAGUCUGCUAACAUGUUAGGGCAAGUCAAAUUUAAUAAAAAGGUAUUAGAAACUAUUACCUGGCUAUCCUUGAUUUUCUAACCUUAAAAGUAAAUUCCUGGAAUAUGUGGUGGAAGCAUGGCAAGUAUUUGUGCGAAUUCUGAGUAGUAUUUGUCAAAUAUAGGGAUGAAUGUCUUGUAUUGAUUGUUGUAAUGUUGAAAUGUUUCUAGAUUCAAUAUAUCUUCAAAAUUCAAAACA